CCCCUGUUUUUCAUUCACUCUUCCAUAACCAUUUUUCUCUUCUUCUAACCUUCAAAACGGUGUCGUAUUAACACCACCUUUCAUUCAAAAAAUAACUUCAAUGAAGUUAUUUUUCUUUCUUCUUUGCUUUCAUUUUUUCUUCAGCUCAGUAUUUUCACUCUCAUCAGAUGGUCUUGCCCUUCUCUCUCUAAAAGCUGCCGUCGAUCAAUCCAUCGACGGCGCUUUCUCCGACUGGAACGGAGGAGAUUCCUACCCCUGCGGAUGGUCAGGAAUAUCCUGUGCGAAUAUAUCCGGUGUACCGGAGCCGCGUGUAGUUGGAAUUGCACUCGCCGGAAAAUCUCUCCAGGGAUACAUUCCGUCUGAGCUCGGCAUGCUUCGCUAUCUUCGACGUCUUAAUCUUCAUGAUAAUGAAUUCUAUGGUGUUGUUCCGGUUCAGUUGUUUAAUGCUACUGCACUUCAUAGUAUUUUUCUUCACCGGAAUAAUCUCUCCGGUCCGUUUCCGGCUUCUGUCUGCACCGUUCCACGACUCCAGAAUCUCGACCUCUCCGAUAAUUCUUUCUCUGGUGAUAUUCCGAAUGAUAUCCAGAAAUGUAGGCAGCUUCAGAGGCUUAUUUUAGCAAGGAACAAAUUCUCCGGUGAGGUUCCGACCGGAGUUUGGUCGGAACUCGAUACUCUUGUCCAGCUUGACCUCUCCGGUAACGAUUUCAAAGGUUCGAUCCCAGACGACAUUGGUGACCUCGGUUCCCUCUCCGGCACGUUGAACCUAUCGUUCAACCAUUUCUCCGGUAGGAUUCCGAGCUCACUCGGGAAAUUACCGCCAACCGUGAACUUUGAUCUCCGAAGCAAUAACCUAGUUGGUGAGAUUCCCCAAACGGGAACAUUUUCAAACCAGGGCCCAACUGCUUUUCUCGGUAACAAAAACCUGUGCGGACUUCCACUAAGAAAAUCCUGCACAGGUUCAGACCGAGGGUCAUCUAGUUCGUCUUCUCACAGAAACGAAUCAGAUAACCGUUCGAAAGGGUUGAGCCCUGGUUUGAUUAUUUUGAUCUCGGCAGCAGAUGUUGCUGGGGUCGCACUCGUUGGGCUUGUGAUUGUGUAUGUUUAUUGGAAGAAGAAGGAUGGUCACAAUGUAUGGUGUUGCAUAAGGAAGAGAAUAGGAUUUGGCAAUGAUAAUGAGGAUGAGAAAGGUAGUGCUUGUACUUUGCUUCCAUGUAUAAAUAGUUUGAAGAAUGAGGAAGGUAAUGAUGAGAGUGAAGUAGAUGUAGAUGGAGGAGGGAAAGGAGAAGGUGAAUUGGUGACAAUUGACAAAGGUUUUAGGAUUGAGCUUGAUGAGCUUUUGAAGGCAUCAGCAUAUGUGUUAGGGAAGAGUGCAUUAGGGAUUGUGUAUAAGGUGGUGCUUGGAAAUGGGAUGCCGGUGGCGGUGAGGAGAUUAGGGGAGGGUGGAGAAGAGAAGUAUAAGGAGUUUGUAGCUGAGGUGCAAACCAUUGGGAAGGUUAAGCAUCCUAAUAUUGUGAGGUUGAGAGCUUAUUAUUGGGCACAUGAUGAAAAGCUUCUUAUAAGUGAUUUUAUUUCCAAUGGCAAUUUGAACAAUGCACUUCGAGGGAGAAAUGGCCAACCAUCUACAAACCUUUCAUGGUCAACAAGGUUAAGAAUUGCAAAAGGAAUAGCAAGAGGCUUAUCCUAUCUUCAUGAGUUUAGUCCUAGAAAAUUUGUCCAUGGUGACAUAAAACCCACAAACAUCUUACUUGACAACGACUUAGAACCCUACAUUUCCGAUUUUGGACUUAACCGACUAAUCAGCAUCACUGGAAAUAGCCCUUCAACUGGUGGAUUCAUGGGUGGAGCUCUACCUUACAUGAUGAAAUCAUCACACAAAGAUAGUAGGUUUUCAUCAGACAACGGUCGUGGUAACAAUUACAAAGCCCCUGAGGCUCGCGUACCUGGUUGUAGACCAACACAGAAAUGGGAUGUAUACUCAUUAGGUGUUGUUUUGCUUGAAUUGUUAACCGGUAAAUCUACUGAAUCUUCUCCCACAUCGGCGUCAUCAUCGGCUUCUGUUGAAGUUUCAGAUUUGGUAAGGUGGGUGAGAAAUGGGUUCGAUCAAGAAAGUCCAUUAUCUGAAAUGGUUGAUCCAUCUUUGCUACAAGAAGUUCGUGCUAAGAAAGAGGUAUUGGCUGUGUUUCAUGUAGCACUUUCAUGUACUGAAGGUGAUCCUGAAGUUAGGCCUAGAAUGAAAACUGUCUUUGAAAACCUUGAAAAGAUUGGAAGGUAAUAUCUGCAAGAAAUGUUAUGGGAUGUUAUGAAUGUGUGCUAGCUCAAAUUAAGUGUAUGUUUGGAUUAAUGGUAAAUUUAUCAGAACCAAGAUGUGCCACCAAAAUUUCGCCUAAAUUAGAAGCUCAGUAAAUUCACCCUGCUACCGCCAUGUUGUGAAAUUCACCGCCUAUUCCAAUAUGCACUAAGAUUAUCUUGAUACAGAAGAAAAGAAGCUUCAAUUUGAACAACAUUUUUAUGGUAAUUCACACUCAGAAGAUUUUAUGCUAGGCAAAGAUAUGAGGCUGCAAUGCAAAUCUCUACUUUCUAUCAUUGGAUUAAUUUAGCGCCUUAACUUGUGUUUUGUAAGUCAUGUAAAUUUUGAAGAGCUGUAAUUAUCUCGGUUUCAAUUUGAUUCAUUCCAACCACAUUUUAAUUUUGUUUGGUGAAAUAUCAGCAAAAUCACUAGAUAUUAUGUUAUUUAAAAUUUGUGUCUCGUCUCA
Molecule: messenger RNA, 2753 nt
Organism: Medicago truncatula (barrel medic)
Lineage: Eukaryota; Viridiplantae; Streptophyta; Magnoliopsida; Fabales; Fabaceae
Product: receptor protein kinase-like protein ZAR1
Exons: 2
Coding region: 101-2272 (723 amino acids)
Biological process (GO): protein phosphorylation
Molecular function (GO): ATP binding; protein binding; protein kinase activity
Source: RefSeq, a predicted model, not a curated record